UGUCGAUGUGCUGAUGGCCUUCGUGUUGCUGGAAGUCCUCGCUGAGCUGUCAGAGAGAGCUGAGAUGGCAAAAAAAGUUGACGCCUUCCUGCCAAGCAUGAUGAAGAUACUGGAAGCUGGCAGUGAAGAUGAAAAGCUGAAGAUCAUUGUGGUCUUCCGAAAUAUCCUGGGUCAGCUGAAAAAGGCAAAGGCCAGCUCCAUCGCCAUGAUGCUGGUGGGGAAGGUGCUGCCGCUCUUUGACUCGGAGUGCAGCCAGCUGCGAGAGCUCUCCCUGUUGCUCUUCAGAGACCUGCUGAAGGCUGUGUUGAGUAGGGAUGAGAAGAAGAUGAGGAGGAACAUUCAGAGUGCUCUGGUCCCUCUUCUCUUCCGUCUGAAUGACCAUAUCCCCAGCGUGGCUAAGGCCUCCAGGGAAGCCCUUUUUGCUGCUGCAGAGCUUCUCAAAUGGAAGCAGCUCAAGCACCUGCUGCAGAGAGAGCGGAUGUGGGAGCUUGGAGAAUGCUUGCUGCUGAGGAGGAGCAGCAGGGCUGAAGAGUACAUGCAUCAGAGCCUGCCCUACCUGAGGGACUCUCAGUCCUCCGUGCGCCUGGCGGCCGUCAGGUUCAUCAGGAGCGCCACGACACACAUGAGGGACCAGGAUUUGGAGACUCAGACUGACGUCCUCAGUGCCCUUCAGCCCUUGGAGACGGACAGGGACAUCUCGAUCAGUUCCAUGGCAGCCCACGCUGGCUCGAUCCUAAGAGCUCCAAGGGUGCGGCGAAGAUCAUCGGUCAUUCUCCAAAUGCUGUGCUGCUGGUGCCGGUGAGCCCAGCAGAGUUGUAGUUUUCUGUAGCUGCUGGUGCCGGUGAGCC
Corvus hawaiiensis (hawaiian crow) is the source of this 848-nucleotide messenger RNA. Its product is annotated as maestro heat-like repeat-containing protein family member 2A. Bases 14 to 802 code for a protein of 262 amino acids. NCBI's taxonomy places the organism in Eukaryota, Metazoa, Chordata, Aves, Passeriformes, Corvidae. The record is from RefSeq and is a predicted model, not a curated record. The transcript is spliced from 7 exons. Gene Ontology annotation, cellular component: cytoplasm.